UUGUUUCUUAUCCCUGUUUUAUUUAUCUUAGACACCAUGCCUGCCCUCAGACCCCUUGUGAAACCUAAGAUCGUCAAGAAGAGAACCAAGAAGUUCAUCCGCCAUCAGUCAGAUCGCUAUGUCAAGAUCAAGCGCAACUGGCGUAAACCAAGAGGUAUUGAUAAUAGAGCUCGCCGGAGAUUCAAGGGGCAAAUCUUGAUGCCCAACAUUGGUUAUGGUAGCAAUAAGAAGACAAAACACAUGCUGCCCACCGGAUUCAAAAAGUUUCUGGUCCACAAUGUCAAGGAACUUGAGGUGCUGCUGAUGAGUAACAAGUCUUAUUGUGCAGAGAUUGCUCACAAUGUUUCCUCCAAGAACCGCAAAGUAAUUGUGGAGAGAGCAGCUCAGCUUGCUAUCAAGAUCACCAAUCCAAAUGCCAGACUGCGCAGUGAGGAAAACGAAUAAAUGUGCUCCUCUUUUGUGUAACUGUAUUUAAUAAAAUACAAAACCCCACAAUGUGGUGGUGUGUUGAAUGUUUGAA
Pelodiscus sinensis (Chinese soft-shelled turtle) is the source of this 520-nucleotide messenger RNA. The record is from RefSeq and is a predicted model, not a curated record. NCBI's taxonomy places the organism in Eukaryota, Metazoa, Chordata, Testudines, Trionychidae.